Molecule: messenger RNA, 591 nt
Organism: Protobothrops mucrosquamatus (brown spotted pit viper)
Lineage: Eukaryota; Metazoa; Chordata; Lepidosauria; Squamata; Viperidae
Gene: KCTD14
Product: potassium channel tetramerization domain containing 14
Exons: 2
Coding region: 1-591 (196 amino acids)
Biological process (GO): protein homooligomerization
Molecular function (GO): protein binding
Source: RefSeq, a predicted model, not a curated record
AUGAGUAAUUCUCCAGAGCCUAAGACCCUUGGAAAACAAAGUUUGGCCAGCUCGCCAACGCAGUGCCAGAUCAUUGAGUUGAACGUUGGUGGAGAGAUCUUCACCACCACGCUGAACACUUUGAAGAAGCACCCAGGCUCCAAACUGGCUGAAAUAUUUGGCCAGGCCAAGCCCCGAAGAGAUUCAGCGGGCCGAAUCUUCAUAGACCGGCCUGGAACUUACUUUAAAUACAUCCUGGAGUAUCUGCGUGGUGAUCGCGUCCCCUUGCAAAACGUUGAGGAGGUUUACAAGGAAGCCGUCUACUAUGACCUCAAGCCUUUGAUCAAACAACUGGAAGAAUCCCCUCAAAUCUUUGGUGAGCUGGUGGCGAGGAAGCAGUUUCUUGCCCGGGUGCCCAACUAUUCUGAAAACAUCGAAUUGAUGAUCCGAAUCGCCCAGGCAGAAGCUGUGGCCUCCCGCCAAUCCAGCGUGAUGCUCUGCGUGAUGAAGACUUUGGAAGAUGUGGCGAGGUGUAGUGAUGCCCUCAGCAUUUUACUAUGGAGGUUCUUUAGCCACCAGGUCAAACCGGGCACCUUUCGCCGGGGCUCGUAA